AUGGCUGACGACGGCCCCCGUCUCAUACGGCCCAUCCCACGCCGGCCCUUCGACUUUAACCAUGCGAAUCCGACUCCUCCAGAAGACAACUCGUCAUCACCUAGCCCCAACCCCGAGAUCGAUCUGUCUAGACUGCAAAACGGCCAGGCGGCGUCGUCGGAAUCCGGGUCCAUACCACGGGCCCAGUCUGUGUUGAACUUGACGGCCUCAACGCUGUUCGGCAUAUACUCCCCAACGUCCUACGGGAAGGAUCGCUCCUACAACGACCGGGACGAACCAGAAACCCCAUGGGGGACCGGGGCCCAGACACCAGUCAAGCAGGCGGGUGUUGACGAUGCAACUUUUGAGUUCAUGGAGGACCGCUCGAACCUGAUGCGCCGGCGGUCGUCACAUCGGAAUGGAGUCAAAGCCCCCUCGUCGUCAACCGCGGCCACCGCGCUGUUCACCAUCUCUCGAGUUGCACUACUCUUUGUGAUCGGUAUGGGGUACGGCAUGAUGGUCACCCGGCUGCAGAACGAGCACCGAUUCUCGUCCUUCCAAGUCGAAAGCAUGGUCAAGCCCGGCUACGACUGGCAGUAUCUGACGCUGUGGGGCUUGUCCGGCGUGGUCCUCGGCGGCCUUCUCCCUUGGUUCGACGGCGUGUGGGAGGAUACCUUUGGAAGAGAAGAAGAGGCUGGCAGCCCGCCAGAAGAUGGCAGCCCGGUAAAGGACUGGGCUCUGGUCGUCCGCAGCAUAGGCGCUUUCGUCGGUAUCGUUUUCGCCAUUGUGUCCCUUACGUUGGCGCUUGUCAACCCAUUUCUGUGGUACUUGAUUGACCGCUCGAAACCCGGUUUCCUGCUUUCGGCGGCUGUUGGCCUUGCCGGAUCAGCGGUGCUGAUGGGCAUCAACCCCGACGUAAUGCCAACGCCGUCGUCCCUGACCUACCGAAACGAGUCAGAGAGGGCCUAUUCGGAACCCAUCACUCUCGGGGGUCUCGCCAGCCAGGAAACCAUAGAGACAGGCAUUUGGAUGCUAAGCGUUCUGUUCUGCAGUUGCGUCUGCUUUGGAAACAUUGGCAGGCGAUUGGCGCUGAACAAGUCGGCCACCGCACGUGGGCGAUGGGCCGGAAUUAGAUGA
This is a messenger RNA of Colletotrichum spaethianum, 1116 nucleotides long. RefSeq lists its product as uncharacterized. Gene Ontology annotation, cellular component: endoplasmic reticulum. The transcript has 2 exons. Gene Ontology annotation, biological process: sterol biosynthetic process. The record is from RefSeq and is a predicted model, not a curated record. The coding region runs from base 1 to 1116 and encodes 371 amino acids. Lineage: Eukaryota; Fungi; Ascomycota; Sordariomycetes; Glomerellales; Glomerellaceae.